GAUGGAUUUUUUGAAAAUAAAUAAAUCUUUAGUAUUGAACUCAUUUGAUCAAGUUUAUGUAUUUGACAAGAUGGAGCAUUUAAUUGGAGAUGGUGAUUUGUUUACAAAUAUGUACAAAGUUUGUGGUAUGAUUAUUGGGUUAGCUAUAUUGUAUUGGCUGUUUUACAUACCAUGCAACUGGAAAAAGAACAUUGAUGAAGUCGGUUAUAACGUAAUUCUGCGUGAUGAAAAAAAAUUAAAUGCGAUUAAUAAAAAGGAUGCUAUAAACAGAAUACGCAAAUUACGCAAAAUUGGAGUUAAAGAACUGCCACCGCCAUAUCCCAAUGGAUGGUAUAGCAUAAUGGAGUCUUCAGAUCUCAAACAAGGUGAAUCCAAAAGUGUGUCCGCCCUGGGUGAACAAUUUGUAGUAUUUCGAACACUAAAUAACACAGUUUACGUAUUGGACGCGUACUGCCCACACAUGGGAGCUAAUUUAGGUGUUGGUGGCCGAGUUGUUGAUGAUUCUAUUGAAUGUCCAUUUCACCAAUGGAGUUUUCGUGGCAGUGAUGGAAAAUGCGACAAUGUACCUUAUAGUACUUGUGCGCCACAGAACUCAAAAAUAAAAAAAUGGAUAUCUUGUGAAGUAAAUGACAACAUAUUUAUAUGGUAUCAUGCAGAAUCUGAUCAGGAACCGUGGAUUCUUCCAGUUGUAAAGGAAAUAGAGUCAAAUGAUUUUGUUUACCAUGGAAGAAAUGAAUUUUAUGUAAAUUGUCACAUACAAGAAAUACCAGAAAAUGGAGCUGAUUUGGCACAUUUUAGAGCAAUUCACAAUGCCAGUGUUUUAGCUGGAGGUACAGAUCCACUAAAUAGUGUAUUAAAAAACGCUGGGAAUCAUCAUUGGAAAGCUUUGUGGAAACCAGCGGAAGGGCAAACAAAACAUAUUGCAAGAGUUACAUUAAAACAUUCUAUAGAACUGACGAAAAAACUACAUGUUUUUGAAAUGGAUGUUGUUGGUGAACAGAUUGGACCAUCUUAUGUACAACUCCACAUGAAAUCACCAUCAAUGGGUCGUAUCGAAAUUUUGCAAACAGUGACACCAAUUGAACCCAUGUUGCAAAAAGUUGUUCAUCGAUUUUAUGCGCCUAGGAUGCUGGGUCCCUUUAUGAAGUUUGCUGUAUUCGGAGAGAGCAUUAUGUUUGAACGGGAUAUGUGUAUGUGGAACCACAAGAUAUUUCGAAAACAGCCUCAGUUAGUAAAAGAAGAUAUGUCUGUAAAAUUAUUUCGUAAUUGGUAUUCCCAAUUCUACUCUCAGAAUAGCCGCUCAUUUAGCGAAGCUUAUGAAAAUUUUGAUUGGUAAUUUUAAUUCAUACACAUAUGUAUUUUUACUAUUAGAAAAAAAUGCAACCAGUGGUCCUUGUGAUUUAAAUAAA
Molecule: messenger RNA, 1409 nt
Organism: Lucilia sericata (common green bottle fly)
Lineage: Eukaryota; Metazoa; Arthropoda; Insecta; Diptera; Calliphoridae
Gene: nvd
Product: cholesterol 7-desaturase
Exons: 6
Coding region: 2-1336 (444 amino acids)
Biological process (GO): chlorophyll biosynthetic process; cholesterol metabolic process
Cellular component (GO): chloroplast
Molecular function (GO): chlorophyllide a oxygenase activity; 2 iron, 2 sulfur cluster binding
Source: RefSeq, a predicted model, not a curated record